Molecule: messenger RNA, 4602 nt
Organism: Amoebophrya sp. A120
Lineage: Eukaryota; Dinophyceae; Syndiniales; Amoebophryaceae
Source: the annotation of a GenBank genome assembly
CGUAGCCUCCUGCCGGCGCUCCAAUUUUUGAGUUUAAUCAUCCUAUUUUCAUCGAUAUGAUAGUUUGUGUCGUCGGAGUCGAAAUAGUAAAAUCAUCACAAUCCCACAGGAAAUAGCAGACUCAAUAAAUAAAUGUUUCUUACGGCGCCAGGAGUUACGUCUUCUCUUCCAAUGGGUGACACAUACCAGCAACAGCAGGGCCAGCAGGUGAAUUGCGGUUCGAAUGUGCUGGUCCAUUUUCCGUUUCCGGCGUAUGACUGCCAGGAGGAGUACAUGCGGAAAGUGGUGCAAGCGUGCGAAAACCGGCAGAAUGCGCUGCUUGAGUCGCCUACCGGCACCGGGAAAACGUUGUGUCUGCUUUGCGCCGUCUUGGCCUGGCGUGACGGGUACGCGGAGCGAAACGCCAGCAAGAUUGCGACGAGGCAGCAAGAAGACAAAGCUUACCACGCGUGGACGGACGACGCGGCCGCAAAAGACCUGCAGGACACCCUCCCGCGGAUUUUCUACACCUCCCGCACGCACAGCCAGCUCAAGCAGGUCACCAAGGAGCUGAAAAAGACCGGGUACCGACCGCGCGCCGCCGUCAUCGCGGGGCGGGAACAGCUCUGCGUGCACCCGCUGGUCAGCAAACAAAAGGGCAUGAAGCAGUCCGCGAUGUGCGGACAGUUCUGCGCCAACACGCGACACAACAAGAAGCAGCAGAACGCGGGCCCUUCCUACUCGAUUUCAAAUCUCGGCAGCGCCAGCGCUGCACCAAGUAGUGCGGGCGGCACUUGCAGCUACUACAUGUCGGUGUUCACCAAGCGGUACCAGGCUGUUCUAGGCGACACUUCUCUGCUGGACAUCGAGGAAUUGCAGAAGGUUUGCCGCGACAACUACUUAAGAAACGAAGAAAAAGUCGAGAAGUAAGUUUAAGGGUGUGAUGAAGAUUCCGACCACGACGACUUUCACUUUUGCUUUUCAAAAGGAUCAAUGGUUUUAUUGCGUCGUCAGCAGACAUCGACGUGUUAGGUUGUUGAGGUAUUAGAUGUAGAAGGUCUUGUAAUAUUUAACCAGAAAGCAAAGCGAUGCAAUACUUUAUUUUGUCAUUCUCCGCACGAGAUCUCGUCGUAUUUUCGUUUUCAUACCUUGUUUGUCCGUUCUUCAAGUCUCGCGAGGACGCGAAGGAAGCGGUGUUGCUGAUGUGUCCGUACAAUUACGUGCUGGACCCGGUCGCGCGAAAUGCACUGGGCAUUUCUCUGCGGAAUGCCAUCGUUAUUUUUGAUGAGGGCCACAACAUCGACUCCAUCUGCGAGGCCACGCAGGGCUUCGAGCUGUCGCACCGUGACAUUGCCUUCGUCGAGUCGGAGAUCCUGGAUUGCGUCGGCGACGUGGAAGAGGGCGGUGCCCGGCACCUGGUGCACCACCCGGAGGACGCGGACACGGAGGGCGCGACGGCGGGGAAGAUCGCGAAGGAAGAGAUGCUGAUGCUGCUGGGAUUGUUGAAGCAGAAGGUGGUCAGCCUGGAGAAGGUCCUGUGCGAGAUCGACAUGCCGGAGCGCGACGCGAACAACAACACGACCGUGAAAAUCGGCACGAUUCGCGGGCAGGAAGGCGAGGAACUGAACAACGUCGGCUACCGGGAGCGGCUUUACCCCAAGGGGGCGGCGAUCUUGGACCUGUUCGAGGCCGCCGGCAUCACCGUCGUAGAGUACAAAGCGCUCAAGGACGCCUGCGACAAGGUGAUCUCGAUCAUCGCCAUGGCAAAGUCGCUUGGCGGCGCGGACGUGCACGGGCGGUCGGCCAAGUGCACGGAGAAGUUCCAGAAGAUCCUCAGUUCCCUCUUCGAAACCGAGAAGGCGUUCCAGCAGCACACCGCCGAGGGCGAGGGGAGUGGCGUCCUCGGUCCCGGUGCUCCUGCUGCUGCGUCGUUUGGCAUUAGCCGAAACGCGAAGAAGCAGCUUCAGGUUUCCGAGCAGGAUGUGGCGGAGAAAGCGCAGCGGUACCGCGAGGAAAAACGCAAGCUCCUGGACGAGCAUUUUCGGGUGCAGAUCAUAGAGCAGGUAAGAACUGCCACACCGCAGGACGGAGCCGCGGAGCCAGAUUUCAAGCGACGCAAGCGCAACAACGUGGGAUGGAACCUGGACAACGUCGCCGGCGACCGCGAGGAGUCCGACUUCCGGCGCACAUUGUUCUUUUGGUGCUUCACCUCAAAGCCCGCCAUGACGGACUUGCAAGACCAAGGCGUGCGAUCCAUCAUCAUCACCUCCGGGACGCUUUCGCCGCUAACGUCGACGAAAAAAUCCCUCGGCGUGCCCUUUAAUGUGGAGCUGAGCAACCGACACGUCAUCAAGCAGUCACAGGUGAUGGCCCAGGUGAUCCCGCGGGGCCCCACAAACCGCGAAUGGCUGGGCACGUUUCAGAACCGGCAGAACGCACAGAACUACGCCCAGUACCUGCAGGACCUGGGCAGCGGACUGGCCAACUUCGCGAAGGUGUGCCCCGCGGGGUUUCUCGUGGCCUUCUCGUCCUACUCGCUGAUGGAGCAGAUUUUGAAAAAUUGGACGGACAAUGGCAUCAAGCAGCGCAUAGAGAAGUCGAAAAAGGUGCUGUGCGAGCCGCGGAAACAGGCGGAGAUGCACAAAGUGUGGCAGGAGUACGUGGCGCUGUGCCAGGAGGGCGAGCCGGGCGCGGUGUUGUGCGCCGUCGCACGGGGAAAGCUGACCGAGGGGCUGGACUUCACGGAUCGGCAGUGCCGCCUGGUCGCGGUAGUGGGGCUGCCGUUUCCGUCGCUCUAUGACCAACGGGUGGUGCUAAAGCAGCAGUUCCUGCGCGAAACCAACCUGUGCGACCCGUCGGAGUGGUACUCGCAGCAGGCGCUGCGGGCCAUCAACCAGACCGUGGGCCGCGUGAUCCGGCACCAGAACGACUACGGUGCGGUGCUGCUGUGCGACAAGCGGUUCUGCAACCACACGAACCACUCGCAGCUGUCCUCCUGGUUGCAGGGUUCCCUGCGGCUUCCGGACGCGCGUAACGAGUACCGCGGCUCGUUCGGGAAGGCGUUCAAGGAGGUGCACGCGUUCUUCGAGCACUUCAAUCCGCAAAGUGACGCCACAAGAAGAGGCACCACGAGCAGUACAGCGAAGGCUGACGUCGGAGCUCUCGCCGCACAGCUCGCGGGCGGAGACGUCAUCGCGGGAAGCAACGGCCAGCUUUCAUCGUCCUAUGAUUCCGGCGCCAACGGAUCCUCGUUGGCCAACCACCUGCCGCUCCUCCACGACGACCGGCACCAGCUAUCCAGAGAAAAAAACCCAUCCACAUCCAUUUUUUGCUUGACAAGCACGGAAUUUUAUGUAUGUUUUGCAUGACAAAUUGGAUGUGGAUGGGUUUUUCUCUGUGGAUACCAGCGAUCAUUUCUCACCAAGGAAGUUACCGCAGCCGGACCCGCUGGCGGCUUGGAGCAGGACGCCUUGCACGCACACCAACCGUCAGCAUCGAGCCCUUACAAUAGGGCGCUCAGGAUUCGUGCGAGCGACCGGUUAGAGAAGCAAGGGUGGAUGGAUUUGGUGAAGCAAGUGCUCGACGAAGACGACUUCGAGGAGCUUUCGACCGAGUGUUUGCCCGGUCUGCGGAAGCAAAUUCCCAUGAUCCUGCAACUCGUGAAAGCUAACCCGGCACUGCAAAUUUCAUUAACGAACAAGAAACCAAACGUAAUUUCAGCGGACACGCAGCACAAUAGUGGCGCUUCAGCUGGUAUGAGCUCAGCGAUCAAGAGCACAGCAGCGGCCCAGAGCGAGGCAAUAGAGCAGCAUCCAGCGAUUCGGCAGUACAAAGCGACAAUUCAGCAAAUCCGCACGUUGCUGCUUCCAGCGAUUUGUGUGGACAACGAGACGGAUACAGCCCGGCGUCGACAGCUGGUGUUCAACUUUCGGCAGUUUUUGCAUCCUAAGUUUCGCAGCUUCUGGCGCGCGGACUGCGAGCGCUGGAUUCGCGAAAAACGCAUCGGGGCCUGGGCUGAAGACAUCUUUGUUAGUGGGGAAUUAUAGCUGAAGCCGGAGAUUCUGACGACCAUGAGAUCGAGGGUUACAACAGGCACAUGUUGGAAUGAUUAUCGGGGCGCCGAAGGGUGUGUCGUUUUAAGUCCAAGACCGACGUGUGAUGAAAAACAAAAAUAAUGAAUCGCGAAGUUGUAUAUGAUUAAUCAUUCAGAUUAAUAUCAAGAACUUCAACUGCAGCGUCGUUGUUGAGCACGAUGAGUGUUGUUGCAUGCAUAGAUAUCAUACGGAGGACGGACGAGUAAGCUUAAGCAUCAAGGAAGCUUGAAUAAAACAAAAUCGAACUAUAUCAAUCUGAACCAACGUUCCAGUUGUGGCAACGAUAACGAAGCAGCACGAAAUUGCCGAAGUUCGGGUUCGUGGGUGACAAGAAAAUAUCGGCCUGAUGGUGAUGUCAUUUCUGAUUCCUUCGAUAAAGACGCUCGACUCUCGUCGAGAUUCGAAUUGGUCUCCAAUCAUGUUGUUGCAGUGUAUGUUUCAGUAAUUGUACUAGUUUUUGUUGUUGCCUCACAAUGACCUGCGUCGAGUUUCAUUCCUUCGUUGUCAAAACAGUGUCGUGGCCUAACAU